AAACAGAGGUUCCAGAUGAUGAGUAUUAUGAUGAGGAUGAUCACAAUGAAGUUGUCCAGUACCUGUUGGACGUUGUAGAUGAAGAAGCCCAGAACCUCUUAAAUCGUAAUAAUGCGACUUCAGGGGCUCAGAGUCUUCUACAUCUCAAGAAGGCCACAUCAGAAGAUCACUUGCCAGCAGAGAUGAAUGGAAAGCUGGCAGAAGAUAAGUCUGAAGACACAGACUGUGAUGGGUCAUCUUUGCCUGAAGAUUUUUCAGAGAUGCCUGGGUUUCAUCUCAUAUAUGAGAUCAGCAGAAGUCUGUCUGUCCAGCACAUCCUGGCUGUUGCAGCUUUCUGUCCAGCUACUAGAGCUGAGAGUCAGAUCAAGUAUCUGGCUCUGUACUGCUGUGUUCUAGGAGGCCAGCAACUAACACAUGUAAAUGGAUGUGAAAACUACUGUGAAGUAAAAGCUAUGCCAGAAAGGUCGACUCCACAACCUCCUUUGAGUCAAGCAGAUGAAGAUGAAAUCACGUGGGGAAGUGAUGAACUGCCAAUUGAAUCAGUCAGCCAGGAACGUGUAAAUAAAGUGACAAAUGAAGAGAUCUCUGCUCUCCCUACUGUGAACGUGCUCCCUGGAGGCAAGUACUCAGGAGCCAAAUUGAAGUCAGUAAUCAGAAUGUUGCGUGGAUUGCUGGAACAGGGAGUCCCUUCUAAAGAGAUUGAAAACCUUCAGGAGAUGAAACCUUUGGAUCAGUGUUUGAUUGGACAAGCCAAGGAGAACAGGAAAAAGAACAGAUAUAAAAACAUACUUCCUUAUGAUACCACUAGAGUACCCCUUGGGAUUGAAGGUGGAUACAUCAAUGCCAGCUUCAUUCGCAUGCCAGUGGGGAAUGAAGAGUUCGUUUACAUUGCAUGUCAAGGACCUCUCCCCACCACUGUAGCAGAUUUCUGGCAAAUGGUUUGGGAGCAAAACUGUACUGUGAUUGCCAUGAUGACUCAGGAGGUUGAAGGAGAAAAGAUAAAAUGCCAGCGUUACUGGCCAGAUGUACUCAAUAAAACCACCAUGAUAAAUGAUAGACUACGGCUUGCUCUUGUAAGACUCCAGCAGCUAAAGGGCUUCAUCAUUAGAGUGCUGGAACUAGAAGAGAUUCAGACAGGUGAAGUACGGCACAUUUCCCACCUGAACUUCAUUGCCUGGCCUGACCAUGACACCCCUUCUCAACCAGAUGACCUGCUUACUUUCAUCUCCUACAUGCGUCAUGUCCACAAAUCGGGACCUAUCAUAACUCACUGCAGUGCAGGCAUUGGACGGUCGGGGACCCUUAUAUGUAUAGAUGUUGUUCUAGGGUUAAUCAGCAGAGACCUUGAUUUUGACAUCUCGGACCUGGUGCGCACAAUGCGUCUGCAGAGACAUGGAAUGGUUCAGACAGAGGAUCAAUACAUUUUCUGCUAUCAAGUUGUCCUUUAUGUCCUGAAUCAUCUCCAACAGCAAGAACAACAGAGAGACAAAUGA
Nestor notabilis (Kea) is the source of this 1493-nucleotide messenger RNA. RefSeq names its product tyrosine-protein phosphatase non-receptor type 13-like. The annotation marks the transcript as partial. The record is from RefSeq and is a predicted model, not a curated record. Lineage: Eukaryota; Metazoa; Chordata; Aves; Psittaciformes; Psittacidae. Gene Ontology annotation, molecular function: phosphatidylinositol 3-kinase regulatory subunit binding; protein tyrosine phosphatase activity. Gene Ontology annotation, cellular component: cytoplasm; nucleus. The transcript is spliced from 11 exons. Gene Ontology annotation, biological process: peptidyl-tyrosine dephosphorylation.